Messenger RNA from Wyeomyia smithii (pitcher-plant mosquito), 1586 nucleotides. It is a transcript of the gene Pgk, whose product is annotated as phosphoglycerate kinase. The record is from RefSeq and is a predicted model, not a curated record. The coding region runs from base 132 to 1379 and encodes 415 amino acids. The transcript is spliced from 3 exons. Gene Ontology annotation, cellular component: cytosol. Lineage: Eukaryota; Metazoa; Arthropoda; Insecta; Diptera; Culicidae. Gene Ontology annotation, biological process: gluconeogenesis; glycolytic process. Gene Ontology annotation, molecular function: phosphoglycerate kinase activity; ATP binding; ADP binding.
UCAGAACAAAUUUUCAGUACAAUUGUAAGAACCAUUCGAAGACGAACGCUUGUCGGAAAACGAUCGAGUUGUUUCUAGUCCUUGCUUCUAGAUUUGUGGUACAAAUUACUAAAUUCUCAAACAAUUCAGUAAUGGCUCUUAAUAAGCUAAGUAUCGAAAAUGUUGAUUUAAAAGGAAAACGUGUGUUUAUGCGUGUGGAUUUUAAUGUCCCCAUUAAGGAAGGAAAGAUUACCAGCAACCAGCGAAUUGUUGCUGCCCUGGACAGUAUUAAGUACGCUCUGGAUAAAGGUGCAAAGUCGGUAGUUCUUGCAUCACAUUUGGGGCGUCCAGAUGGCAACAAAAAUGUUAAAUACACCUUGGCACCGGUAGCAGACGAACUGAAAAAGCUUUUGAGCCGAGAUGUUACUUUCUUAAAUGACUGUGUAGGCGCUGAAGUAGAAGGUGCCUGUAAGGAUCCGGCCCCCGGUUCUGUGAUUCUGUUGGAAAAUGUCCGUUUUUAUGUUGAGGAGGAAGGAAAAGGUGUAGACGCUUCCGGGAACAAGAUCAAAGCCGAUAAGGACAAGGUUAAAACUUUCCGCGAAAGUUUGGCCAAACUUGGUGAUGUGUACAUCAACGAUGCGUUUGGCACGGCUCACCGCGCCCAUAGUUCGAUGAUGGGCGAAGGAUACAGUCAGCGCGCUGCUGGAUUAUUAUUAAACAAAGAAUUGCGCUACUUUUCGCAGGCUCUCGAUAAUCCACCACGUCCAUUCCUUGCCAUUCUUGGUGGCGCGAAAGUGGCCGAUAAAAUUCAACUGAUUGAAAACUUGCUAGACAAGGUCAAUGAAAUGAUUAUCGGUGGUGGUAUGGCAUUUACUUUCUUGAAGGUGUUGAAUAAUAUGGAAAUCGGGGGCUCAUUGUUUGACGAAGAAGGAUCGAAAAUCGUUCAGAAGCUGGUUGAUAAGGCAAAGAAGAACAAUGUUCAACUUCAUUUACCAGUGGACUUUGUUACGGGAGACAAAUUCGCUGAGAAUGCAGCUGUCGGUGAAGCAACCGUCGAAGGUGGUAUCCCAGCUGGACACAUGGGCUUAGAUGUGGGACCAAAAUCUCAGGCGGCAUUUGCUGCACCAAUUGCACGCGCCAAGAUUAUUGUUUGGAACGGCCCACCUGGUGUAUUCGAAUUCCCCAACUUUGCUAAAGGAACUAAAGCUGUUAUGGAUGCCGUUGUGGCAUCUACCAAAGCGGGAGCUGUUACUAUUAUUGGCGGUGGAGAUACGGCAUCAUGUUGCGCGAAGUGGGGUACGGAAUCGGCAGUAUCACAUGUCUCGACUGGAGGAGGUGCUUCGUUGGAACUGUUGGAGGGAAAAGUUCUCCCAGGAGUAGAUGCUCUAAGCAGUGCAUAAAUGUCACAUUAUCGUCGAUAUGCGAGUUGUUGAAAGUCAUGACCAUUGGUAGGUUUAUCUAAUCAUUAAUGCUUAAGUUUUCGUAGUGCAAGUUGCUCGUGUAUCGUAAAUAUUAUUGAUGUAGUUGAAUUUGUACGUUCAGCACAUUACUCAACAAGAAUAAUAAAACACGUAAAUAAAAAUCAAUAGAUCCAAUUUGCCCGAAAA